Molecule: messenger RNA, 345 nt
Organism: Lactuca saligna
Lineage: Eukaryota; Viridiplantae; Streptophyta; Magnoliopsida; Asterales; Asteraceae
Source: the annotation of a GenBank genome assembly
AUGGGUGGAUUGAGGUCCGUCGGAAGAGAAACUCAAAAGAUUACUCUAAGGAGGUCGUUUGCUUUUACGUCACAAACUUUCAGGCAGACAAUAGCAAUGGUAAGGAAAUCCUUCCAGACCUUUGGAAAGUUGGUGGUUAUUUACAUCCCUGGGAGGAAGGACAAAGGAGGCUCGUUUUUUGCAUUCAUCAUAUAUGAAGGAGUCAAAGAUAUCGAUUCACUUGUGUUAACACUUAAUCAAGUUAGAUGUCGGCACUAUUUAGCAAAGGUCAACAUUAUAAAGUAUGUGAAGAAGCUGCCCUACUUAUUCUUCCUCCAAGAUCCAAUCGAACUAGUCAAACGGUGA